Messenger RNA from Amphimedon queenslandica, 2985 nucleotides. Its product is annotated as ribonucleases P/MRP protein subunit POP1-like. The record is from RefSeq and is a predicted model, not a curated record. Lineage: Eukaryota; Metazoa; Porifera; Demospongiae; Haplosclerida; Niphatidae. Gene Ontology annotation, cellular component: nucleolar ribonuclease P complex; ribonuclease MRP complex. Gene Ontology annotation, biological process: tRNA 5'-leader removal. The coding region runs from base 23 to 2938 and encodes 971 amino acids. The transcript has 5 exons.
UGGCUACCCACGUGCUCCCAUCAUGGAGGCUGAAGACUCUACUCCCUCGACUUGCACUACAAAGAAAGGGAAAGAGAGUCAGGCAAUGAAGCCAGCGAAAGGAGGGAAAGCUAAAAGGAAGGAAUAUAACCGCCGGAAUGAGCCACAGAGCGUCCUCAAGGUACAGGAUGACAAGGAAGAGGAUGUGGAAGCAUUACAGGCCUUUGAUUUCCUUUCUGCUCGUGCUAAAGAGUUCAGUAGUAUGCUCUGGGCUGUCCGUAACAAAGGAGGCGCCAAGAGAACCUUCCAGAAGCUCCCGCGUCACAUGAGACGGAGAGCGAUGAGUUUUAAAGUCUCGCGUCUUCCGUGGAGAGAGAGGGAAAUGGCAGCUGCUGAGUUAGAAGAAUCAAGCGAUGGCAGUCUAGCGAAGAAAAAGAAGAAGAAACAGAAGCGUAAAAAGUGCAACAGCAGGGAAGACUAUCUCAAGAGACAAAAGGAUGGAAAGAAAUGGCUUGAGACCCACAUCUGGCACGCAAAGAGGAUGCGUAUGGGAAUUAAAUGGGGAUACAAGAUCCCACUGGAGUCUUUUAGUAAAGGGAAGCGUGUUAAUUAUAGAUUCAUGAAGAAAGGGACACUGAUAUCUGAUAUUUCUUAUAUGGCCUGCAUUGAAGUUGAAGGCAGUACUAGAUCAAUGAUGGUUGAGAAACUGAGCUGUGCUUUUAGCAAGGACAGUGAUUUCCAUUCUCUUGAUGUUAUCAAUGGCCUCAAAGAAGGUGUGACAAUUAUGUAUCAUCCUUUCACGUAUCCUCAUUGUUCGGUGGGUCAGGUUCUACUGCUAUGGCAGCCAAACACUUUGGACAACUCUUGUAAACUAUGGGUCUGGUGCCUACCAGCAAUAGUGAACGAAAUAAAAGAGAUAAUUGGCGAAAUAAAUAAUCAGGAAAACGACAAAGAGAGAAAUAUUUUAAGUUUUAAAGUUGUCCCUGACCUUUUACGAUUUCGAUUAGUCGGCCCUCAUUCUCACCUCGUUAUCACCUCAAUACUGUCGGCUCCGCCCGUUAAAGAAUUAUCAACUCAGUCAGCCCCAGAUACAAGCACACCCCAAGCAGCGGCUGCUGAUAGCGAAGGAUUAGUAUAUUUACGAUCUUUACCAAAAUGGGCCGAGUUUUCUCAAACGAGUCAGUCCCGGGGCUGGUGGGUUGAGAGGGUGACCCUAGAAGAUGCUCAUAGAUUAAAUGAAUUAUACAAUGUUAAUACAGAGUCUUGUGACAUGUUUCCAAAUGGUUCUGUACUCUCUCUCUUCUCCUCUGAUCCUCGUCUUACCCUACCUGUUAAGAGAGGAUCAACCGGUUGUCCUCCUGCACAGGAAGGGAGUGAGAAUAAGAAGGACUUGGAGGCAUUGUUGAAGGAUCUGGAGUCGGAGUUGGUAAAGAUAAAAGAGAGAGGAGAGAGGGAGGGAGAGGAGAUCGAGGAAGAUGUACAUGUACAUGUAGAACAAACUGAUUCUCUUGAAAUUGAUUUGGUCUCUUCCUGGCCACAUCCAUCAUUGACCACACCCACUCAAUUUCCGUUCAUUUGGGACGAAAGUGUGAGAAGUGAUUCAUCAUUAUCACAGCUACCUGAUCAUAUCAUCAACGAAGUUAGAGGAAAAUAUUUUCUAAAGCCAGAGAGUAUUAACUUAGGACAUGAAACCAGCGUCCUACCUUUAAUGUUAAUUAAAAGACAAUAUCCUGAUACACUCUGCCUACCUGAUUCAAUUCACGCCCACACACUUGAUUACCAUUCCCAUCCGCACAAACAGCUUAUUAGUGGGUGGGAUGUUAUAUUGCCGUCUCGUUGGGGCAUGUCCUUUUGGAUAUCGUUAAUCUAUCGCGGGGCCCGCCCCCUCGGGUUUAACGAGCUUAACACUUGUUGUCACCUUGAGAAUCUCUCUCCUUUGUUCCCACGGGAUUACCCGGAUACGGUUGCCGGGCGGGAUGAAGAGAUCCAGACCCUUUCUGAAUGCUCGUCCCAAUAUGGACGCUAUCCUCCGGAUAAGAGACCAAACUUUGGAAAGUUGAGGAUUGCCAGUCCAUUUCUUCCUCAGUGGAAGGAACUAAUGGACUCUAUUUCUAGUAGUGACUCAAAUGAGUUCAAUCAACCGGAAAAGAAAAUAAAAUUGGAAGUAGAGAUGAAGGAAGAAAAUGUAAAGGAAGUAGAGAGACAUGAUGAUGGGGUCAUGAUCUCUACUGAUAAAUGUAUUUCUUUUCAUGUUGUAAGACAGUCUUCCUUGAUAGAUAUCUUGGAAGGUUUCAGAUCAGAAUUAAUCAGUAGUGAGGCUCUUUCUUUAAACUUUACUGAUAUUCUUUCACGGCAUGGUAUCAAUCGGUUGCUUAGUGAUAACCCUCGUUGCUUAGUAACGGUUCUUUGUGAAGUUGCUUCUCAUGGAAAAAUCCCGCCUCAGUCUCUCAUUUCUCUCCCGACUUUCUCCGAUAUUUCUUCUCACCUCUCGGCCGAUGGGCGAGGGUUUCUGGGACCGUGUGAGCCUCUAGCCCCAAGGGGCCUGACGUUUUUUGAAGGAGGCGUGAUUUAUAGCGGAGUAUACUCGAUGAACCGUAAGGAGAUGAAGGAUUUGAAUAAAAAGAGGAAGAAGGCACUUCAGAGGAAGAACAGGUUGAGAGGAGAGGGUGAGUGUGAGCUCACACAAGAGGAGAAAGAUCUCAUCCAAACUCCUGAUAUUGUAUUUAGAUUGACUCCGCCCACUACCUCUAGACAGACGAUAGGUUAUAUUGGACAGACUGUUGGUUACAGUCACACUUACUCUCGCUGUGUGGGCGUCGGUCAUCUCUCACUUCACUGGUGGGUGGAGUUGUGUCGGUUGGCUCAUCAGGCAAAAGCUGGGAGUGUGGUUGCUCUUGUACGAGGUCAUUCUACUCAGUAUUACAUGGUGCAUGUUAACUUGUAUUUAUGGAGGAAUUAAUAUUCUAUUAAUAAUGUAACUAAACUAAACAUAUUAAUGAAAAAUGA